Danaus chrysippus (African queen) is the source of this 1584-nucleotide messenger RNA. NCBI's taxonomy places the organism in Eukaryota, Metazoa, Arthropoda, Insecta, Lepidoptera, Nymphalidae. The record is from the annotation of a GenBank genome assembly.
AUGUCUACAAGAAGCGGUAGGAUAAGACAAAGUUUAAUUGAAACAAGCCCACCGCGCACUCGGAAAGGAGUUUCACCGACGCGCUCUCCCGGUAGAACUAGGAAAAGUUCGCCAACAGCACGUUCUGCCCAAAAAUCUCCGUCGCGUAAGUCACCAAGCCGUAAGCCUACACCUAAGUAUCCAGCCAGAAAGUCACCUAGAGCCGUUAAGGAAACUAAAGAGGAAAAAGUAUCGCCAACAAAAAGGCCAACUAUUAGACAGAAUGCUGAAGUAAAACUACUUAAUAUUUCUUCCAAACUUGAGGUUCUUAAAACAACACGAACACGUCGAUCAGAAUAUAUUAGUGACGAUGCGACUUCUUCAGUAUCAAGUACGGAGCAGGUACUGUUGGAUAAAGUGAAUGGUUUAGAUAACGUGUCCUCACUUCCUGACUUAUAUGAACUGAGGAACAGACGAGUGUCUGAAGAUUCAGGGCGUCGAAGGUCGAGCCGCUUUAAAGACGUAUUAGACAAUGUGGCGGAGAUUAAACGGAGUUUGAGCAAAUCCCAUAGUAAAUCUAUGAGCAAGUCUGUAGACAAUUAUUCAGAUGAAGAAAUUGAAGAGCCGAUAAAGGAAAAAUCACAUUCGGUUACCAGAAAACUCUCAACUCCUCUACCGAGUUCUACAACACUAGCACAGAUAAAUGACAAAUAUGAUUUCAUGGGUUUAACGGGCUCCACCGUUUUAUAUAUCAAGAGCUUCAACAACCAGGAUAAUUUGAAUACUUAUGGUAAUUCUGGACAUUUUCUCUACGACUUCUUUAUGGGCAGAAAGAUACAUGAUAGAUUCUGGAAGAUCAAUAUUAAGCUGUGGUUAGCGAGAACAAGUAAUAUCACCGCGCUUAUUCUAACAAUAAUAAUGUUUGAACAUGGAUUUAAGAUACAAGGACAAAUAAGUGGUCUGAAAUGGGAAUCUUUGAAAGAAAUUGCCGACAAAGUCCAGUUGAAACCAACUGUGCUUGUAUAUGCCGGGAUGCAAAUGAUAUAUAUAUUAUAUUUCAUUAUAAAAGAGAAACAAGUAACUACAACAUUUUAUUGGCAUUCCGAGGGCUUGGGAUACCUUCAAACAGUCUCGAGUACUUUGUACCCAUUUUUAUUCACAACAAUAUCCAAAUAUAUUAUCGACUCAGAAGUAUCAAUGCCCUACUAUUUACUUGUAACGGCCACUAUAGUAUAUUCCUUGGGAUUCUUAUUAUUACUCGCAAGUAAUAAUAUAAAAUAUGAAUUUAGAGAAAAUCCUCUACAACCCAAAGUGAUAAAUUUAGAGUCAAUGCCAACGUUUCACGGUAAAAAGCUGUUAACUACACACAUGUGGGGAAGAUUGCGCCAUCCGAACUAUGCCGGCGACAUAUUGAUACAUACAGCACUUGCGUUGCCUGGUGUACUCUCAAAACAGAUACUAGCUUGCGCCCCGGCUAUCAUCACUAUAUUGGUGCUCCUUCAUCGUUCGUGGCGAGAUCAUAAGAGAUGCAGAAAACGCUAUGGUGCAGCUUGGCAUAGAUACUGCAUGAAAGUACCAUCGAUUCUCAUACCAAAAAUAUUCUAA